Molecule: messenger RNA, 879 nt
Organism: Cladocopium goreaui
Lineage: Eukaryota; Dinophyceae; Suessiales; Symbiodiniaceae
Source: the annotation of a GenBank genome assembly
AUGCGCUCGGAAACAUGCAGCGCGGGCGAUUACGGGAUUGGCUGCGUGGAAGUGGAGCGAUCGCGGGAAAAAAGGACUGAGAAGCGCUGCAGUUGCUGGGACAGCAAGUGGGUCAAUGAGCUUGAUCAAAGCCCUCAAGCCAAGGAAGCCAAGCGUCAUCCUGAACCUGUUCCAGCCGGUCGAGUGGAUGCAGGCCGUAGCCCCCGCCGCGCACCGCGCGUCGUCUCGCCCCGGCGCCGCAGCCGCAGCCGGCGGCGUAGCCGAAGCAGGCGCAGUCGCAAGAGGCAUUUCACCGAGGCACCACGCGCUUCACGAGAGGACAAAGCGCCGAAAAAGCCAAAGAAGCUGAAGGCCAGUGAAUGCCAACUCUACGACUUGGUGCUUCAGGUGCUUGACCGCUGGAGAUCUGCCUGUGACGAUGAAGUGGGCGACGAUCGCUUCAAGGCUGCACUGGAUGUGGUCCUCUCGAGCGGAGCUCUGAGACGCGAAGAAGUGGAGCGCGUCAGACCUCUCUUGGAUCGACAGAUGCAGUUGCCACCGCCUCGGCUGCGAGGAAGAGGAAGCACUCGAGAUCUCCGAGUUCCCACCGCCCUGGCUGAGUUGGAGAAGCGCAACAAGGACAUCCUGCGGGUUUCAAGCAGGGCUAGCAGCACACGAGAAGAGACUCAGGCGCCAGCCGCAGCAGCGGUGAUCCCUCCGGUCACCGCGGCCGAGCCGGCGGCCGAGCCGGAGCCCACGGCGGAAGCCGCGGAGGCCGCGGAGGCGGAAGUCGAGGUGGUGGAUCUGGAGGAUGGAGAAAGAUCUCCGGGCUCACCCGCGGAGGUGCCGGGGCUGGCUCCCUUCACACCUUCGCCAAAUGGAGAAUCCGACGAGCCGUAG